AUGACAAGCUACGAGGAAAAACAAAUGCAAGACCGAACUCAAGCUGAGUCCUCCGGUAUCUUCGAUUCCCCUGAGAGUGACACGGCCACACUCUCUUGGGACGAUCAUAGGGACCCCGAAAAUCCUUACAACUGGCCGCUGUCACGGAAAUGGACUCUGACAGGCCUUGCCGCCUUUGCGACAUUCGUCUCUAUGAUGAAUGGAACUAUAAUUACGGUUGCACACUUCGAGAUCACGGAACUCUUCCACGUUAGCGACGCCUCAUUUCCGCAUUCCUACUGGCCUGUUACAACGUGGGCUUCCGGCGGCGCAUGCUCUGCCCUGUUUAUACUUCCAUUGACAGAGGACUUUGGAACUCGACCUGUCUUUCUUAUUACAUAUAUUUUAUUCCUCUGCUUCCUCAUUCCCCAAGCUUUGGCCCAGAACUUUGCCACAUUGGUAGUCACACGGUUCUUUGCUGGCUGCUGUGUUGCCAUCCUGGCCAAUACGGCUGCUGCAGUCGCCGGAAAUGUUUGGAAUACAGAGUGGUCUAGGUCAAUUCCUGUCAGUCUUUAUAUCCUUGGCUACAUGGGUGGUAGCAGUAUGGGGCCGGUGAUGGGAGCUGCAAUCUACCAAUCCUUGUCAUGGAGGUGGAUCAGCUACAUGCAGCUCAUCUAUUUCGGGGCGCUGUUUCCGAUCUAUUACUUCCUUUUCCACGAGACACGCAGCGACGCAAUCCUUGCAAGCCGAGCCCGGGCCCUGCGAAAAAACGGCAAGGGUGAUCCUGCAGGGCAAGCGGCCGGACCCUCUUCGCAUCAUCUGAGUCUACAGCAGCUCAUCGUCAGCUCCACAAGGCCGGUGGUUCUUUUCUGCACCGAACCUGUUCUUUUUGUGUCCACAUUAUGGUCGGCUUUCACUGUGGGGACCCUGUUUCUUUUCACACAAUCAGUCGAGCAGGUCUUCAUGGAGCUGUACGAUUACACCGUCUCGCAAACCGGGUUUGUUCAGGCCUCGAUAGUCAUCGGCGAAUGCAUAGGCUUCUUGUUAUGCUUCGUAUCGAGGAGGCUAUACUUCGCAUCCGCGUCUCGAAACACCGAAGUACCGGGAACUCCGAUCCCAGAGGCCAGACUUUAUAUGGCUGUCCUUGGCGGAGUGUUCGGCAUAGCUGGUGGUAUGUUCACCUACGCCUGGACUUCAUACACUUUCAUCCCGUGGAUCGCCCCGACGAUCAGUCUAGGUAUGGUCGGAGCCGGCAGUGUGUUAGUCGUGGCCGGGGUGUCAGACUAUGUGGUCGAUGCCUACAGCCAAUACGCCGGUAGCGGAAUUGGCGCCGUUGCGACAGGGGAGAACCUCUUUUCUGCUUUCCUGCCCCUGGCGACUAUGAGCAUGUACACCAACCUCGGAUUUCAGUGGGCGAGCACAUUGCUGGCUUUUAUUUCCCUGUUUCUUGCUCUUGUCCCGACGUUGAUGUUUUUCUACGGGAAAGAAGUCCGUGCUCGCAGUCCUUUUAUGAAUGGGUUGAUGAAGGACGCUGACCCCAGCCUCUUCGUCGAGAAGUCCUUCAUCGACGGCCAGUGGGUCGCCGCGAAAUCAGGCAAGACCUUCAACGUCUACAACCCCGCCACCGAAGAACUCAUCGGCACCGCCCCGGAAGCAAACACUGAAGACGUCAACGCAGCCAUCCAAGCUGCCGCGAAAGCCUUCCCUACAUGGCGCGCCCAGUCCGGUCGCCAGCGCGGACGCAUCCUGCGGUCCUUCUUCGACCAGAUCAUCGCGAAUAAGGAGGACAUUGGCAAGAUCAUCACGGCCGAGAACGGAAAGGCGAAGGGCGAUGCCGAGGGCGAGGCGCUCUUCUCGUCCUCGUUCUUCGAGUGGUUCUCUGAGGAGGCUCCCCGCAUCUACGGAGACGUUAUCCCCCACAGCAACCCUACCCACCGGACGCAGGUGAUCAAGGAACCCAUUGGUGUUUGCGGUCUCAUUACGCCCUGGAACUUCCCCAUGGCUAUGGGUGCGCGCAAGGUCGCGGCCGCCCUGGCUGCGGGAUGCACCGUUGUCAUGAAGUCCGACGGCCUGACGCCGUUCUCGUCGAAUGUCCUGGCUGUUCUUGCGGAGCGCGCGGGCGUGCCUAAGGGUGUGAUCAAUGUUGUAACUGCGCUCGAGAACACGCCUGCUCUGGGGCUUGCGCUUUGCGAGUCUGACACUGUGAAGAAGAUCUCGUUUACUGGUUCGACGCGCGUGGGUAAGCUGCUCAUGUCGCAGUCUAGCAGCACGCUGAAGAAGCUGAGCUUGGAGCUUGGUGGUAAUGCGCCGUUUAUUGUCUUUGACGACGCAGAUAUCGAGACUGCUGUGGCGGCUGCUAUUGCUAGCAAGUUCAAGGUUACUGGUCAGACCUGUGUGUGCGCGAACCGCUUCUUCGUCCAGGAGGGUAUCUACGAUAAGUUUAGCAAGCGCCUCGUCGAGGAGGUGAAGAAGUGCCAGGUUGGCAAUGGCUCCAGCGCUGGUGUCACGCAUGGACCUUUGACUAACGGCGUUGACAAGACGCAGGAGCACAUCCAGGAUGCUGUGAGCAAGAAGGCUACCGUGCUGCUUGGCGGCAACAAGCUGCCGUCUGUAGGCAAGAACUUCCAUGAGCUUACUAUCCUGGGUGAUGUGAACGAUUCCAUGAAGGUUGCUAGCGAGGAGACUUUUGGCCCUCUUGCUGCGCUGUCCAAGUUCAAGACGGAGGAUGAGGUUGUUCGCCGGGCGAACAGCGUCGAGGUCGGCCUGGCGUCGUACCUUAUCACGAGCGACCUGGGCAAGGCCCACCGUGUCUCUGAACGAUUGGAGUUUGGUAUGGUUGCUAUUAACACCGGUGUUAUUUCUGACUCUGCUGCUCCAUUCGGAGGUGUCAAGCACUCUGGUAUGGGUCGCGAGGGCAGCAAGUACGGUAUCGAAGACUAUAUCAGCAUCAAGAUGAUUGUCACUGGUGGUAUCAACACGGUGUACGCCAACUUGUAA
This is a messenger RNA of Aspergillus versicolor CBS 583.65, 2976 nucleotides long. RefSeq lists its product as uncharacterized. The record is from RefSeq and is a predicted model, not a curated record. Gene Ontology annotation, molecular function: succinate-semialdehyde dehydrogenase (NAD+) activity; transmembrane transporter activity. The transcript is spliced from 3 exons. Gene Ontology annotation, biological process: transmembrane transport. Lineage: Eukaryota; Fungi; Ascomycota; Eurotiomycetes; Eurotiales; Aspergillaceae. Bases 1 to 2976 code for a protein of 991 amino acids.